Mesorhabditis belari is the source of this 549-nucleotide messenger RNA. Lineage: Eukaryota; Metazoa; Nematoda; Chromadorea; Rhabditida; Rhabditidae. The record is from the annotation of a GenBank genome assembly.
AUGUCGAAAAGUCUCUGGGAAGAGUUGGGACCAAUCUGGCCGGCCGGCUUCUGGGAUGACUGGUUUCGGGAGCCGGAUAUUCGCAAAAAUCGCUCAUGCAUUCGGCCGGAGAUCAGUCGCACUGCUAUGACACUUUUCGGGAAGAAGGGCGCUUCAGAAGGGCUAUUCUUCACGAAACAUCUUGUCAAAAUAACAUUGAACAAAGACCCAGUCGAGUUCACGAAAACGAAUCUAGACUAUUUGAAGAAAUCUGCGUAUGAUUCGAUCUUUCAAAAAACGGUUUACGAGGAGACACAAGUGAUCAACAUUGACGAUGUCUUUCGGAUACCGAAAAGUGGAUCCGUUCGAGUCUACUACAGCGCAAAUAUGGAUUAUAUCAAAAAGGCGGAUAAAUUGCAGAUCAUGCAUGAUUACAAGGCUGGCGUGCCUCGUACCGCUUACCAGGGUGUGGUCACCUCUUAUUUGGAUGGUCUCCGCGUUUUUCUCGUCCCGAACACAACUCUCGUUCAUGGCUAUGACAAGAAAUGGGAGGUCCCGCCGGGAAUGGAG